This is a messenger RNA of Hypanus sabinus (Atlantic stingray), 1515 nucleotides long. It is a transcript of the gene snai2, whose product is annotated as snail family zinc finger 2. Gene Ontology annotation, biological process: regulation of DNA-templated transcription. Bases 207 to 1061 code for a protein of 284 amino acids. The record is from RefSeq and is a predicted model, not a curated record. Lineage: Eukaryota; Metazoa; Chordata; Chondrichthyes; Myliobatiformes; Dasyatidae. Gene Ontology annotation, molecular function: DNA-binding transcription factor activity, RNA polymerase II-specific; RNA polymerase II cis-regulatory region sequence-specific DNA binding. The transcript is spliced from 3 exons.
UUGCAGGAAUGUGCCGCACUCGCGGCUGCUGCGCAGACCACCGGCAGCUCCGUCCACUCGCCUGCCGCUGCAAACUCUCCCCCCCAAAAAGUGCCGGUGCUUUCGCUUUCACCGUCCCAUACCCCAGGAUUAUUCCGUAGAAAAUAUUACUGAAUUCUUCCUACCGCCCACCCAUCACCACCCCAGACCCACCCCCCUGCCCCAAAAUGCCGCGAUCAUUCCUAGUUAAGAAACAUUUUAGCACCAGCAAAAAACCAAAUUACGGAGAACUGGAUACGCAAACAGUCAUCAUUUCUCCCUACCUGUAUGAGAGCUAUCCGAUGCCUAUAAUUCCUCAGCCGGAGAUCCUGAGUUCAGGCGUUUACAAUCCCGGGAGCGUCUGGGGCAGUGUCUGUUCGGCCCUGCUACCCUCUCCUGUCCCGAGCGACCCUGCACCUGCCUCCGAGUACACGGCCAUUCAGCCUUCGCCCCUCAGCAAUGGAAGCAUGUGCCCGGCCGCCCGGCUCAGCCCCCGGCAUCAGUCCAAGUGCGAGCGGCUCACAGGGGACGCCAAUGGCUCGGAGACCUCGGGCAGCGAUGAGGAGGAGAGGACCGGCCGCAGGGGCUCGGGCGAGAGCGCGGUGGACGCGGAGAAGUUCCGCUGCAACUUCUGCAGCAAGGCGUACUCAACUUUCUCAGGACUGGCCAAGCAUAAACAACUACACUGCGACGCUCAGACGCGAAAGUCCUUCAGCUGCAAAUACUGUGAAAAGGAGUAUGUCAGCUUGGGAGCCUUAAAGAUGCACAUCCGGACCCACACACUGCCCUGUGUGUGUAAGAUCUGUGGCAAGGCGUUCUCCAGACCGUGGUUACUGCAAGGGCAUAUCAGGACACACACGGGUGAGAAGCCUUUCUCCUGCCCACACUGCAGUAGAGCAUUUGCUGACCGAUCCAAUCUGAGGGCACAUCUACAAACUCAUUCAGAUGUGAAGAAAUACCAGUGCAAAAACUGUGCCAAAACUUUCUCCAGAAUGUCACUUCUGCACAAACAUGAAGAAUCAGGAUGCUGCAUAGCACACUGAGAAACAUGGAAUUACAUUGAGGACUAGUUCUAAUUACCUUUUCAAGUACAUUGCCAAAACAUCCUAACUGCUUUGUUCCAUCAAGAUAUAUUUUUUCAAUUAUUGAAGCAACUUCUAAGACUUACAUUUAGGAUACAAGUCUUGGAAAAUGAGAGUUUUGAUGAUUCAGAAUGUUAAAACUAUGCACAGCACCAUGGAGUGCAAUAUCAUUUGGGAUCCCUCCUCUGUGCCUUCCGUCAAUGCAGCUGCACAUUGUGUGCAUAUAUAAUGUAAAUACUCUAUUUUUUUAUUUGGGUUAUUUACUGAAUGCAGAAGUACAACAAGACAGACUUGAUGGCAAAGAUUUAUUUGUUACAGCUUGCAUGCUGAUAUGUUUAGCCAUGUAUUUUCCACCAACUUUUUUAAAAAAAACAUGUUUUGACUUUAUGUAAUAAAACUAUUUUUAAAUAUCCCA